GUGAAAUAAGGACAGAAGUCGAUGGCGGGAGAGCGGAAAUACGUUAAAACAGUCGAAAAACGACAAGCUGAGUGAAAGUAAACCUGUAAUGUGGAGGAAACGGACAGUGAGCGCAGUGUAACCGUGACAACGAGACACGAGGACGGAUUUAAAGUGAUCAUAAAAUCGUCUCCAGACGGUCGUCGUUCGGUGACGAUAAAGGAUCUGUUUGCCAAAUGCCAUUAAGCUGUGAGAGAGAGGUGCUGUGGGUAUGCGGCCAUGGCUGCUGUUUGAUGAAGUGGACUGAACUUAAAGGAGAGACACAAAUUAAAGUACUGAUCCCGUCACAUUAGUGUGGAUUUGGUACCAAUACCAUUGUCGGUAUCGCUUCUAUCAAUGCUUGUAUCGAUCCACCCAGCCUCAGCUGAAGCAGCAAUGAGCUCAGUUCAGUAUCUGAGAGAGUUCAUCAAGGAGAGACUAACUGCUGUUUGUGAAGAAAUCUUCUCAGAGGUUCAAAAAACCAUCGUCCAGUAUGAGGAGGAGAUCAACCGUCAGCACAGACUGCUGGAUAUCAGCCGGAAACCCGACAGAAACUCACACAUCAUAGACCUUCCACAACAGCAUGACUGUGAGGAAGAGGAAGGUCUGGAUGAGCAGCAGGUCUGUAACCAGGAGAGGAACUCCAGUCAGGACCAGGAGGACCCAGAGCCUCCACAGAUUAAAGAGAGACAGGAGGAACUCCGCAGCAGUCAGGAGGGAGAGCAGCUUGGACUGAAGCAGACUGAAGGUAUUAUCGUCUGGACUGAUGAAGAGCAGCUCAGACUGCUGGGGACCAUCUGGAAACCUGAGAUAAACUUGCACAGAAAAGACCUCCGACACCAACACAUUUGUGAGAAGGAAGUUCUCACAGACCAGCAGGUCUGUAACCAGGAGAAGAACUCCAGUCUGGACCAGGAGGCUCCAGCGCCUUCAUAUAUUAAAGAAGAACAGGAGGAACUCCGCAGCAGUCAGGAGGGAGCGCAGCUUGAACUGAAGCAAGAGACUGAGCUCUUCAUGGUGACUCGAUCUUAUGAGGAAAGUGACCACAGUGAACCAGAACCAAACAGUGAGCAGCUCCUUUUUCACAGCUCUCCUGAAGCAGAGAGCCAAGAUCAUGAAGAAAGCCAGCAUGUGGACUCAGGAUCAAGUAAAAAUGCAGAGCUGAAGAAGAGGAAACACAGUCAGAGUUUGGACAACACCACUGUGUCAGAGAGUCAAAGUAAAUCUGACAAAGUGAAAAAGUAUGUACAAUGUGAAAUCUGUGGGAAAACCUUACAUACAUCUAAUCUGACUGCACAUUUAAGAGUUCAUACAGGUGAGAAACCACAUUGUUGCACCACUUGUGGCAAAGGAUUCAUUCAGAAAUCAAAUUUGAAGCGUCAUUUGAGAACACACACAGGUGAGAAGCCAUUUUCUUGUAGCACCUGUGGGAAAAGUUUCGGUCUGAAACCAGAGUUGCAACGCCAUCUAAGGAUUCACACAGGUGAAAAGCCACAUUGUUGUAACACUUGUGGGAAAAGAUUUACCGAUCUGUCAGGGAUGAUAGCUCACAGGAGAGUCCACACAGGUGAGAAGCGGUAUUCUUGUAGUACUUGUGGGAAAAGAUUCAUUCAGAAAUCGGGAAUGAAAACUCAUGUAAGAAGUCACACAGGUGAGAAGCCGUAUUCGUGUAGCACGUGUGGGAGAAAAUUUAGUCAUAAAUCAACACUACAAACUCAUGUAAAACUUCACACGGGAGAGAAACCACAUUCUUGUAGCAUCUGUGGCAAAAGCUUUGUUCAAAAGCCACACUUAAGUAGGCACAUGAAAAUUCAUACUACUUGAAGUUUCAUGCUUAGAUAAGAUAGCUGUGAGUAGUAGUAGUCUGUUGGUCAUAAAGCUCACACUGACCAGUUUAAGUUUAAUGACUGCAACACUUGAGUGAAAAAGUCAGUAUUUUUUGUGUAGAGCAGAGCAGUAAAAAGAAAUGUUUUUUAUUUAUUUAUACAAGGAUGAUACAUAUUAACAUUUCUGCAUUUUAAAACCUAUCAGAGCUGAUGUAGGCUGAUAUGGGUAUGCCCUGGACAGGUCAGCUCCUGAGCUAAAACAUAGAUGGUCAAUUAUUCACACCUAUGGGCAAUUUAGGCAAGUAACUAAUGCACCAGUUAAUAUAAAACAAUAUAAAAUCAAACCCUUAAAAAAUCAGCAAUAACAACAAUAUUCAUAAUAAAACAAUCAGGUGUCACAAUAAGAUGCCUCUACAAAAACCAGUUCCUGUCCACCACAAGACAGAAGGGCACAUCACAGGGGUGUGUCACUCCUCUUGCUGUCCACCUCGAGACAGUGUAUAAAUAAGCGUCUGCCUUUAGUGCCUUUUUGAACGGCAUUGUUGUCUGUGACAAUGGGAACACGAAUCUGCUCAGCUGUUCUGCUGUGAGGAAUGCCUGUCUCCAUGCUGACACACCAGCUCCGCCACAAAUUCUUUGUGUGCCAUGGGCAGCACCUGCAUGGCACUGAUUGCCUCACGGUGCAAGAUGAAUGCUUUUCUUGUCUCAAUCUCCAGGAAGUGUAACGAAACAGUCCCGUACCAGCAGCCCCUCUCACAGCCCAGUGUCCAUCUGCAUCCUCCACCUUUCUCUUCACCGUCUCCCCUGAACAUACAGGUGGAUGGUGGUGCACACAGGCACCUCCCACAUGCCCAUCCACUUCACAACAACAAGUGGGUCAUCUCUGAUCCAUCUCACAGAUCCCCUUUCACGUUUUUUGUUGAGAGUAUUUUCCCACCCUCCUGAGCAUUCACUGUGUAGAUACUACAUGCUCCAAAUCUUAUGCUGGUCAGAUCCGGGAACAUUUGGGACUGGUAUAAAACAACUGUCCAUGUAAACAUGGCAUCCUGUGCUAAGCAACAGCUGAAAAAGGUUCAUCACCACAUCAUAAGACAGCCCAUGAUCACUUGCUUUUAAAGUCUUAACAGUGUAUGUGAUUAAUCUAAAGGUUGAGCCACUGUUGAUUCAGCCAAUGUAGAACUUUUCAUCCCUCAUUUAGUUGGUUUUUCCGUCAUGUAUUGUGUCAUGCCAGGCUUUGCUUUAGGUGCCACCAUCCUUUCAUCCUCCUCAGGUGUUAAUAAGCUGGCUGGCACAGAGGAUUUCAUCAUUUUUUACAUCCUACUCAGGAUGUAACCUGUCUCUUGUCAUUAUGUCAUUGAUGGAAGGGGCACAGACAAGGCAUGAUUGUGUCUCCAGUAGUUAUAGUCUUGGCAGCGAUAUGUAAAUCCAGAGACCAAAAAGCUGAUAGAAAUCUUCUGUUCCUACAUCAGUUCAUUUGAAUCCGGAUUUUUAUUUUUUUGCAGCAUUUUGGUUUUUGUCAGCACAGCUUGUGCUGAGUAUGUCAGUGGCGAAAAACAAUAAAAACAGGUCUUUUAGACUACAGCAUUCUCUUAAUUGUCACAGGAGUUACGUUCCGGAACCCCCGCAAUAGGGGAAAAGUAGGAAAUUGAGUAUUUGUAGCAAAAAUAAUUAGAAUUAUAAUCUAAAAAUAAAGAAUACCAUAUCACAGGUUUCAGUGGCCUAAAGAUGGUUUUUAAUUUUUUUUAGAAUGUAAUUAUUAUAUAUUCAAAAAUGUAUUGAUUAUUUAUAAUAUGCAAUAAUUAUUAUUGUUGGUUAAUUAUUAUGUUUUAAUUAAUUUAUCAGGUUUCUGCGCCCUAGGAUGAAAUUCCUGUGAUAAAUCUGCGAUGUGGCGAGUCUGCAAAAGUUGAACGGCGAUGUGGCGUG
Molecule: messenger RNA, 3767 nt
Organism: Pelmatolapia mariae (spotted tilapia)
Lineage: Eukaryota; Metazoa; Chordata; Actinopteri; Cichliformes; Cichlidae
Product: zinc finger protein 37-like
Exons: 4
Coding region: 376-1842 (488 amino acids)
Biological process (GO): regulation of gene expression
Cellular component (GO): nucleus
Source: RefSeq, a predicted model, not a curated record